GUGAUUUAAAAGGUUUGUUUUUGUAUUAUAUAUUUUAUCGGUUAAACUGUAAAUAUAUAUUAUAUUUAACAUGAUUUGCAUAUUAAUAAUUUAAACAUUUACGAAUAGGAGGACUUUUGAAAAAAGAUCUGAAUAAUAUAUAUUAAGUAGAAUCGUUUGAUGGCUCUAUAAACAUACUGUUGUAUUAUAUAAAUUAAAUAUACUUUCUACUCUUUAUUUUUUUUAUACUUUUAGAGUAGUAUUUUAAAUAUUAAAAAAAGUAAACACCAUGAAAGGACCUCCGCAGACCACCGAAGAGAUGGCCAUCAUAUUGGGUCGUCGUAUGGUUAGAGAACGAGAACGUUUGAUAGGUAUGACAGAUGAAGAACGUGCAUGGCGUGCACAGUUCUUAAAGGACCAAAUAUUAGAUCCUAGUGAACCCGUUAUACCAACCAAUUAUUAUAAAGAAAGGUAUAACCCAAUUAGAAGAUUUUACAGAGCACCCUUGGAUAAAUUUGAAAAUAUGUUGGUUCCCUUAGUGGGUAAUAUGUGGGCUGAUGGAAUACGUCAUAUUACAGCGAAAAGUAUUAUGGGAAUAAUUGGCAUAUACGUUACUUGGUACUAUUUUAAAUAUAAUAGACACGAUUGGACAAAAUCUGGAGGCUGGAGAGUAUCAUUUUCACGUACUAUACAGUUUCCAAGCGAUCCAGGCUUCCCUAACACUUAUAUUAAAAGCAAAGGCAAUGAAUUUGCACAAUAUGGAUUCGAUAAAUCACCCAUAUAAAAUAUAAAUAAUAUUAGUGUAUAUAUAGUUGUCUGAUAUAAUAAAUAAAUGGAAUGAUAGUGAUGAAAAA
This is a messenger RNA of Polistes canadensis, 833 nucleotides long. RefSeq lists its product as uncharacterized. Bases 269 to 763 code for a protein of 164 amino acids. The record is from RefSeq and is a predicted model, not a curated record. Lineage: Eukaryota; Metazoa; Arthropoda; Insecta; Hymenoptera; Vespidae. Gene Ontology annotation, biological process: mitochondrial electron transport, NADH to ubiquinone. The transcript has 4 exons.